Messenger RNA from Camellia sinensis, 3179 nucleotides. RefSeq names its product histone mono-ubiquitination 2 (gene HUB2). Gene Ontology annotation, cellular component: nucleus; HULC complex. Lineage: Eukaryota; Viridiplantae; Streptophyta; Magnoliopsida; Ericales; Theaceae. The record is from RefSeq and is a predicted model, not a curated record. Gene Ontology annotation, molecular function: ubiquitin protein ligase activity; metal ion binding.
AAGAGGUUGAUUACAUAUUAUUACACACUACUCUCUACCGGAGGAGGAGGAGGGGGGUUUUUGUGGUUGGCUCUGAAAUCUAGGGUUUUGAAAAAGUUUUUGCGAAGCUCAGAGGUAGGCAAGGUAAUCUUGUAAUGGUAGGGUUGGUGGGAGAGGAGGCCUAAUGGAAAACCCAGACUCCGAUGAGCCAGACAAGAAGAGGCCUCAUUUGAACUCUGCUUCCUUCGCCAUGGCUCGUCACUCCUCCGCUUCUCCCGAUAACAAAACUGUUGAUGCUGCAGUGCUCCAGUAUCAGAAUCAAAAACUCGUUCAGCAGUUAGAUGUACAAAAGCAUGAGUUGCAUGACCUUGAAGCCAAAAUUAAAGAAUUAAAAGACCAGCAAGCUUCUUAUGAUAACAAGCUGAUUACUGUGAACCAACUCUGGAAUCAGUUGGUUGAUGAUUUAAUCCUACUUGGAGUGCGAGCUGGGGCACACCAAAAUGCUUUACAAACCUUGGAUCGUGUAGACCAUUCUCGAGGUUCAAUCCCAUCAUGUUCUGCGGAGGAAAUAUUUCUUUGUAGACUACUAGAAACAGAUUCAAUUGAAACAAGUCGAAGCGAUGGAUCCCUUAAAUAUAUUCAAGAAGCCCUUGAUAUACGCAUUUCGUCUACUCGGGAAUUGAUGAAAUUCUUGGAAGAUACCAUUAAUGCUCGGAGAGCUAAAAUUGAGAGCAUUGCUCAGGCUUGGCAUGGAAAUGCAUCUGCAGAAGAUGCUAUAAUCCAAUUGUCUAAAGUUGAUGAUUUGAUGAAAGAGGAGACUUCUUAUCUGAAUGAGGUGAUUGAUGUUCUUCACUUGAAGCAUAAAGACUAUGCUGAUGGGAUACAGGCUUAUAUUCAUAGCCAUUCAGUGGAUCAAUCUGAGAUACAUCGUCUUGCAGGUGAACUAGAAGAAAGCGUGGCAGAACUUGAAGAAAGUAGAAGAAAACUUGUUAAUCUGAAAAUGCAGAAAGAUGUGGCAUCUGGGGUACAUACUCCUGUUGUGGGUGCAGUAAACGGGAGCUUGUCACCUGAAAAAACUACAGAAAAGACAAUACAUUUACGGGAAUUGAAGGAUUCCAUUGAGGAAACUAAGAUACUGGCAGCAGACCGUCUUUCUGAGCUUCAAGAUGCACAGGAGGACAAUCUAACCCUGUCAAAACAGUUGCAAGAUCUUCAGGACGAACUGAAGGAUGAGAAAUAUGUCUAUUCUUCCCGUCUUUACACUUUGCUGAAUGAUCAGCUCCAACAUUGGAAUAAUCAAGUGGAACGUUAUAAAGGACUAACAGAUUCUCUGCAGGCUGACAGGUCGACUCUCGUCCGAAGGGAGAAGGAAUUUAAUAUUAAAAUAGAAUCCACUAGAUCUGUGAGGAAUGGCGUUGACAAUGCUGAGUCUGAGAUGAAAGAACUAGAGCUUCAACUGCAGAAGUGCAUUAUGGAAAAAAAUGAGCUAGAUAUUAAAAUGGAAGAAGCUGUCCAAGAUUCAGGUAGGAAAGAUAUUAAAGCAGAGUUUCAUGUGAUGGCAUCGGCUUUGUCUAAAGAAAUGGGAAUGAUGGAAGCUCAGCUGAACCGGUGGAAGGAAACAGCUCAUGAAGCCCUUUCCUUACGCGAAGAAGCCCAGACAUUGGAAGCUUUAUUGGGCGAAAAGACUAGUGAACAGACAAGCUUGGCAGAUAAAUGUGCUGAACACACAGCAGAGAUCAAAUCUCUAAAGGCACUUAUUGAGAAGAUGCAAAAGGAAAAAAUGGAACUGCAAAUCCUAUUAGAUAUGCUGGGGCAGCAAAUUUAUGACAACAGAGAUUUAAUGGAAAUCAAAGAAUCGGAACAGAGAGCUCGCUCACAGGCUGAACAUCUGAGAAAUGUUUUGGAUGAACAUGGCCUGGAAUUGAGAGUGAAAGCUGCUAAUGAAGCUGAAGCUGCCUGCCAACAAAGGCUUUCUGCUGCUGAAGCUGAAAUAGCUGAUUUAAGGGGUAAAUUGGAUGCUUCUGACAGGGAUGUUUUAGAGCUGAAGGAGGCUGUUAAAAUUAAAGAUGGUGAAUCGGAGGCUUAUAUUUCUGAAAUUGAGACUAUUGGUCAAGCAUAUGAAGAUAUGCAGACUCAGAACCAACAUUUGUUGCAGCAGGUGGCUGAAAGGGAUGAUUAUAAUAUCAAGCUGGUUUCUGAGAGUGUGAAGACAAAGCAGGCACAGAGCUUUCUACUAUCUGAGAAGCAGGAGUUAGCAAAGCAAUUCCAGCUGGUUAACACAACACUAGAAUCUCUGAAGUUGAGGAUUGCUGACAGUGAAGAGCAGUUUGGAACUCUGCAGAUGAAAGUUUGCAUCGAUGAAGCUCUAAAAUCUACUCAAGAAGAUAGACACCUUGCAGUCAACCUGGAAAAGGCAAAGUGGGAAUUGGCAGAUGCUGAGAAGGAAUUGAAGUGGCUGAAAUCCGCUGUUUCUUCUUCUGAGAAAGAAUGUGAGCAGAUACAGAGAAAGAUGGAUGAAAUCCAAAUGGAACUGGACAGUGAAAGGAGCGAGAGGAAGAAGCUUGAUGAAGAGCUCGUGGAAUUAAACAUGAAGGUUGCCAAGAUGAGUUCUGAAAAUGGGGAGGCUGCAAUACAGAAACUCCAGGAUGAAAUCAAGGAUUGCAAGGCUAUUCUCAAGUGUGGUGUGUGUUUUGAUCGGCCAAAGGAGGUUGUAAUAGUUAAGUGCUAUCAUCUAUUUUGUAAUCCCUGCAUUCAAAGAAAUCUAGAGAUCCGCCAUCGGAAGUGUCCUGGCUGUGGAACUGCAUUUGGGCAAAGUGAUGUCCGGUUCGUAAAGAUUUGAUUUGAGGCAGAGAGAGAGGCAUAUAUCUGUAUAGUUUCCAUUAGCUUUGGGUUUAUAUAGCUAGUGUUUGCAUCUAAUUGUGGGAGCCUGGAGCCCAAAUCCUUUGAAGUUGUGUCUAUUUCUUUGAUGUCUUCCGGGGUCAUGGUGUUCCAUGUGCACUAGGAAAAAACCCCCCCCAAAAAAAAAAAAAAUUGCAAAAAACCAAAAAACCAAAAAAAAAAGAAAGAAAGAAAUUUGUAUUAUUUUCUUGAUGAAGAAACUCAAAGACUGUUUGUAAAGCUUAUUGACUACAGUCUUGACAGGUGAAACUGAAGUGUUGACAAAGUCUAGUGUUUUACAGGUUUUUUUUUUUCACAGUGAA